AUGCUAAAUAAAAGUUUGUAUGUUAUGUGGGUUCAUGUGACCACUAUACCCCGGUUAGAACUUUGUGGUGCUGUAUUACUCACAAAUAAUUGUAGAUCCACUUACAGGUGUCGAACAUGCAACGGUAACCAUCAUUCAUUAUUAUAUUUUGAAAAAAAGAAGAGAACAGAAGAGAAGGAACAGUUCAAAGGACAACAACCGGAUAAAGAUAAAAACGGUGGACGUCGCCAGUGCAGAGCUAUCUUGGAUAGUGGUUCCCAAGUAAACUUUGUAUCAAAAAGAUAUGCAAAUUUACUACAGCUAACAUGUAAGAAGUCUUUAUUACCAAUAAGUUGCAUUGAAGACAAUUGGUUAAGAGCAAAGUCAUGUAGUGAGUUGAAGGUCGAAUCAAGAACGAAUGAAUUUAGCAUUAAGAUUUCUUGCUACGUUUUGCCUAACAUUGUCGGAGAAUUAGCGCCUUGUUCAGAGCCGGCAGGUGGAUGGAGAAUACAAGGGGCUGUAUCUCCAUUUUUAGCUGAUCCGGAUUUCCAUCGUCCUCAAGCUAUCGAUCUUCUUAUUGGAGGUGGUUCGUUCUUUGAUGUUUUGGAAACAAAGAAAAUAACACUAAAUACAGGUUCAGUAACUCUACAUGAAAGUUGCUUCGAAUGGCUCGUAACGGGAGAACUUUCCAACCAGCAUUUACUAACACCUAUCUCGAUAGGUCAAACUAUAGAGGAAGAUUGGAAGGCUCUCAGCAGCAUUGAAAAUGGAAGCUAUGGCCGAGUAUCAAAAGCGAAUAAGAGAUGUCAAGAAGAGCAAGAGACAAUCCAACAUUUUAAGCAAUACACAAUGCGUGAUGAGGAGGGACGUUUUAUCGUACGGCUUCCCACCAAGCAGGUGAUCAGCGAAAUAGGCACAACAUUACCUAAGGUGACCGCACGCUUCUUGAAUGUUGAGAAAAGAUUACAACAUGAUGAGCAUCUGAAGGCUGAGUACAUAUGAUUUAUGAAUGAAUAUAUUGAAAUGGGACACAUGGUUCAAGUAAUGGAUGAUUCAACUCAGAUGCAGAAUCCCUUUUAUCUACCACACCAUUCGGUAAAAAAAGCAUCAAGUUUAACUACAAAAGUCCGAGUAGUUUUCGUUGCCUCUGCUAAAAGUACAUCAGGCAUAUCUCUUAAUGAUGCCUUAAAGUGUGGUCUAGUUGUUCAGCAAGAUUUAUUUUCAAUUCUCGUUCGCUUCCACAAGCAUCAAUUUGUCUUAUUUUCGGAUAUAGAAAAAAUGUUUCGGUAAAUAAAGGUGGCAAAGGAAGACUGGGACCUAUAAAGAAUUGUUUGGAAAUCCAGCCCUGAAGAGUUACUACGUUCAUACCAGCUAACUACAGUCACGUAUGGAACAACUUCUGCCUCAUUUCUAUCAACCUAUUGUCUUAUAGCAUUCGCAAAGAGUGUUGAAAAGGAAUACCCGAAAGCUUCAAAGGUGUUUGCCGAAGAUUUUUAUAUGGACGAUCUAAUGACGGGGGUCGAUACAGAGGAUGAUUGCUAUCGGUUACAAAUAGAUGUUAGUUCAGUGUUAAACUCAGCAAAUCUACCAUUAAGGAAAUGGUGUUCCAACUCCGAGAUUGUUUUGCAAAACAUAUCCAAGUCUGUUGACGAUCCUUUGUUCGUAUUAGAUAUAGAAAACGAUCAAAGACGGUCAAGUCACUAAAGUUACAGUAGAAACCAGUCGCAGACCAUUUUCAAUAUGACAUCUUGAUUCUUCUCAAAUAAAAUCCCAGAUUGUUAAGAAUUCAGGCGUGCAACAAUAUCAUAAACAAAAAUUCUAUAGUGAAAAUGAUACAAUCCAUACUUAAGCAUCUCCUUUUACAGUUACUCUGAUGUCAUCUAUAAAUUAUCGAAAAAAAAUGAUCUAUUCUUAUCAAAAUUACCACGGCCAGAAUCAACUAUUUUGAAAAAAACUAAAAGUUAUGAAAAUCACAACAUGGAUCAUAAUAAAUGGAUCUUCAAAUGUAAAGACAUUCUAUGUAAAUUUAAACUGUAUAUACUUUGAAAAUAUGUUAUAGAAUCAACGAGCACACGACUAGAUGACCAGACGAAAGAUAUAUUUUGUAAGUAUUCCAUAGUUAUAUUUUUUUACACUCGAUUUUUUUAGUUCUCGUAAGGUAGAGUAUCAGCAAUGUAUAUUACAUUCGUUAUUUACUCGUCAUAAGGAUCAAAAAAUUAAAAACGUCAAACAAUACAAAAAAAAGCAAAAAAGCCUG
Messenger RNA from Sipha flava (yellow sugarcane aphid), 2236 nucleotides. RefSeq lists its product as uncharacterized. The record is from RefSeq and is a predicted model, not a curated record. The transcript has 6 exons. Bases 1 to 981 code for a protein of 326 amino acids. Lineage: Eukaryota; Metazoa; Arthropoda; Insecta; Hemiptera; Aphididae.